Aspergillus pseudoviridinutans is the source of this 3138-nucleotide messenger RNA. Its product is annotated as putative histone acetyltransferase. Gene Ontology annotation, molecular function: histone acetyltransferase activity. NCBI's taxonomy places the organism in Eukaryota, Fungi, Ascomycota, Eurotiomycetes, Eurotiales, Aspergillaceae. The coding region runs from base 1 to 3138 and encodes 1045 amino acids. Gene Ontology annotation, biological process: regulation of DNA-templated transcription. The transcript has 4 exons. The record is from RefSeq and is a predicted model, not a curated record.
AUGCCGGCGACCGUGCUGCCGGCCAUCGACGAUCCAGAGACUAGAUCGCCAGCAGAUAUGGUGGACAGUGAUCAGGACGCAGAAGGGGAAGAGGAGACCGACCUCUAUGAGAUGGACCAGCAGCUACAAAAUGCAGUCCAUCAGGCAUACUCUGGGGAGACCGCCGAGGUGGAUCAGGAUGCCGAUUACGAUGAAGACGAAGAUGCAGAGGGGGAGCCUGAUACGGAGCUAAAUAUCAACGGGGAUAAUGAUGAUGCAGAACCGGUUGGUGCCGUCAAGAUGCCUGACGCAGCUGGCUCUCUUGACAACGAUGAUGCUGCUUCUGCGGCUGCCGAUGCAGAAGAUGAUCCGGCAUUUGAGAAUCCAAGUGACAGCGAUGCACCCGCUGCCUCGUCAAGCAGUUCAGAAUCGGAGGCCGAUGAGGACUGGGAGGCAGAGAGUAAUAGCCGGGAGGAUGCGGAGGUGGAUACCACUGUUCGCGGCAAUUGCAUCUUUUGCGGUCAAGACGAGGAUAAUGAUCCCAGCGAGGAGUUCGAAGAGUAUUUAACCUGCACCGUCUGUGGUGACCAUUCUCAUCGACAAUGUGCGCGCGAACAGAAUGCACUCGAUGAGACAGAAGACGCUGGUCCAUGGAGAUGCCCUACUUGCGUUCGGGAGAAAUUGCAGCCUAGUACUGAGCAGAAUGGUACAACCCUGCGACAACCUCGUCAAAAGAAGAUGCGCAGAGAACUCUUACCGGCACACACUGGAGAGAAAGAUUCUGGGUUUCAUUCAAUUUUCAGCACCGUGGACGUCAGCGAUGAGCUCUUAACCAGCUCCAGAUCAUUGCGGAAAAGGAAAGCCUCGUCGACCGACGUGGGAGAACCCACAUCUGGACUUCGAAAAUUGCGACGGCAAUCAUCAAUGCGAUCCGCUCGGGCUGAGUCCCGAGACCAGGGUUUUGGAAAUACAGACGGUCAGUCCCCGGUGCGUACCCGUUCUCGGCGAACGCGCGGCGAGGAAAAGGAUACCUGCCGCGUGGUUUUGAGGCAAUUUGGAAGACUGGUCCUCGCUUUUCGUCUCAAUGAAAACAAAGUGUCCAAAAUUCUCAACUCUCGGAGCCGGUCACAACUCAGAGGCAGAAGAACGCCCAAGCCGCCACCAGCGGUACAAGAACCUCUAUCCCAUUUUGCUCCCAUUACACCUGCACCCUACAUUUCCCCCUUCUACUCAUUCAACGACCGCGAAACGGACGAAUCAAAGUCAAAGCCGUACGGCGGUAUACUGUCGGAAGCGGAUGCGGACACCUCAAGGACCCUGCCGACACACGCAGAUCGUGAAAAGUUCGAGAUCGCGCGACAAAAGGCCGAAGAGGAAUGGCAAAGGAAGCUCUUGGAAGCUGAAAACAGCGGAGAAGCCGUCCCGCACGCUUCCCAGAAGCUUUCGGGUCCUCCGUCCAGGAUUAAAUACAUUAACUUUGGAGGAUACGAGAUUGAGACCUGGUAUGCAGCUCCUUACCCUGAAGAAUAUAGUCGCAACCGGGUGCUCUACAUCUGCGAAUUUUGCUUGAAAUAUAUGAAUUCAGACUAUGUGGCCUGGCGGCACAAGCUGAAAUGCCCGGCAAAACAUCCCCCAGGGGAUGAAAUUUACCGAGAUGGUUCCAUCUCAAUAUUCGAGGUCGACGGGCGAAAGAACCCGGUCUACUGCCAGAAUCUUUGCUUGCUCGCCAAAUUGUUCUUGGGAUCCAAAACGCUCUACUACGACGUGGAGCCGUUCCUGUUUUAUGUCAUGACUGAAUUCGACGAUCUGGGCUGCCACUUUGUCGGCUAUUUCAGCAAGGAAAAACGGCCCAGUUCGGCAAACAAUGUUUCGUGCAUUCUCACACUGCCCAUCCAUCAAAGAAAAGGCUACGGGAAUUUGCUUAUCGACUUCUCAUACCUGCUCACUCGCAUUGAAGGUAAGACCGGCUCACCAGAGAAACCUCUUUCCGACAUGGGCCUGGUGUCCUAUCGCAACUACUGGCGAUUGAUACUGUCGUAUCAAUUACGAAACCAAAAAACUCCUAUCAGCAUCGCGGAGCUUUCAGAGCGAACAGGCAUGACGGCCGAUGAUGUGGUCUCUGGUUUGGAAGGCUUACGCGCCCUUGUCAGGGAUCCAAUUACCAAAACCUAUGCAUUGCGACUCGACUGCAAAUAUUUUGAAGAUUGUAUCCGGAACUGGGAGGAGAAAGGCUACGUCCAGCUGAACCCAGAUGCUUUGGUCUGGACACCAUACAUUAUGGGUCGUAGCAAUCAGUCACAAUUUGACCGGGCUCCAUUGCACACCGUUGCACAGAGGGAAGACCCGGAAGAGGAGGAAGGCGAAGAAGUCAAGAAGACCGAUAGUGCGGUCGUUCCAACGGCCAGCUGGACGGGACACGCCGACUCUGGGGGUCGUUCUACUGUGGCCGCUGGGCCCCCGUCAACCCAAGCGCUCUCUAACACCAGCGGUUUCCAUCACCAAGCGACUGCUACAGCGAGUUCGAGUACCUCUGCUCCCUCCAACCCCGCCGCGGGCAUUCCUCCUUCUAGAUUCGAAAUUUAUCCUCCUGUUCAAGCUCCUGUAUUCAAACGAAAGCCGGGACGACCGUUUGGCAGUAAGAGCGUGUUUAAGGGGGGCGCGACCCCCACAAGUGCCCGGACGAGUGGUCGCGGUACUCCCCGCAGAACCUCAAUGUUGGCCUCGGCGACGCCAACUUCGAAUUCAGGUAGUGUUCGGCGGGGUCGGAGCGCCAAGCUGAUGGACUCCCCUGCUCCAGAGCCGUCCAGCGCGAAGAUCAAUGGGCUUGUAAAUGGCGAGCAUCAUUUGCAAGAUGGGUCCGAAGAAGCACAAGAUACAGAGCCCCAGGAUGCCGCACCGUCCGAGCCGGAAGCAGGCACCCCAAAUCACACUAUCAAUGGGACUCGUAGUUCGGGCGCCGUUGUAGCCAAGUCAAAUGCCGAUGUCUCUCUUUCCGACGGCCCGAUUACACCCAAGGGAAGGGGAGCCGAGAACAGAGGGAAGCUAUCGCGGUCAGCGAGCCGAAAAUCGGUCGUGGAGAUCAUCCCAGAUGAUGACGCGCCUCAGGAAAACAACAUUGCCGCUACGGACGCCGAUGGCGACGCAGUCAUGCAAACAUGA